AUGCCGGACAUCGACAAUCCAGCCAGUCCGGUGCCCGUUCAAAUCGAAGAACGCAAGUCCCCAGGCUCGCCCCACUCGCCCUCUGCAACGCGCAGCAGGCAUCCGCACCAUCAUUCGCCGAGCUCUCAAGGCUCCACACCUUCGCCAUCCAACUUGUCGCACCCAGCCUCGCUCAACGGCGACGAUGCCAGGCACGGCACAUCUCCCGCCACUUCGGUCGACGUGCCAUCGGUGCCGCCUGCGGGCCUGAAGCUCGACACUGCCUCUCACUACGCACAGACCCGUAGGGAACAGCAGGCAUCGCUGUCGCGGGCCGGUGUGGCUCGAUCGCCUCAUCCUCUGGAUGGAUCAUUUACAGGACGGUCCGGUGGCAUGCUGGCCACGAUGCAGGAAGAAGGUGGGCCCGGCUUUGCCGACAGUCGACGCGACUCUUCGCUGGGAUUCGACUCGAACCAGACGUUUUCGCAGAUGGAGCAGGCCAUGCGCGCGUCGCGACAUCGGUCCGCCUCGAGUGCAGCAGCGCUUGCGCUCCACGGCAGCAGCGGCCCCUAUGUCGAUCGUUGGGCCAGCAACGCCGCAGGCAGGAUUGCGCCCGCGUCCAACCUGCCGUCCCGUACCCUUUGGGACGGAGUAAGGACGGGAGAAGCCGCGGGCGGACCCAAUGCGCCGAACAGCAUGGCUGCCCAGAGGCCCCAACCCCACCUCCAGCGCGGCUUUUCGGCCUCGUACGUGCGCAGCAAACCGGAGCCAGCAUCGCCUUCGCCGUUCCUGAGCUCGCCAGCGGGCUUCCACGAUCUCGGCUUUGACUUUACCGAAGGCUCGUUGCGCACACAUCGCUCCAACUACAACACCAACUCUUCGCCCUUUGGCGCGGUGCACGAUCUUCCCGAGCUGUCGUCGUAUCCCGAGCCAUCGCGACUCGGUGGAGCCGAUGCGGAUGGCCCAGAUGGAGACAACGAUCGUGCGCAGUCCGGUUACGAGUCGCGACGCCACUCGGUGGCCGGUCCCACGAUUGCCAGACGCGAUUCGUCCAGCGCCGGUGUGAUUGGCGGCCAUCGACGAGCGAUCGGCUUCGACGUGGCCGGACCGUACACGACCGAUAGAGGCGGUCACGAGCUUGCCGGUCACGGUACCACCGCCGAUCGAGGCUGGCCCGUCGCCGGCAGGCACGGCAGGGAUCGCAGCAUCACCAGCGUCAGCGCUACUGCCUCGGGCUUCAACCCCUUUGCCGGAGGCAGCCUGGCCCUCUCUCUGGACGACUUAGCUGGCGAUUCGGACUUUGAGCCGUCUUCGCACGCCCGCACCCCUCGCCGUGACAUGAGUGGCACGAGAGGCACCGCUGAUCCAACAUGUGUCUCUGGCACUAGCGCACCGAAUGUUGGCCCGCAUGCCGCUUCCAUGCCCUCCGCAUUCGACGAGGGCAGCCUCGACGGUUUUGGAGCCGGCUCGACCCGAUUUGCAGAUGCACCGCGCCUGACGCGGGCUGGCUUGGACAGCCUCUCUGCCAGCUGGGACACGAUGGCUCCUUCGCACAUGGCGACUCGCUCUCCUGGUGAAGGCCAGCACACCUUUGCCGAGAUGACGAGGCGUCUUCGGCAGAUGUCGAUUGGCGAACAGGAUGUGCACUCUCACUCGCACCGUCACGGCUCGAAUGCCUCGUCUUUCUUUGACAACCAGGCCGAGGGCACGCGGACUGUCCGGGCAAGCCCAGGCACGUCACCCACUGGCGUACGGGGGCUCGCCGCUCCUACCACCGGGCAUGCUUUGUCGGCCCAAGCCAAGUCCUUCACGGCCUCGCAGCCGAUGGCGAGCUAUGGUCAGGACUUUGCGGGCGCCAUCAGUGGAGCCGCACCGGGCGCGCAUGGCAUGCAUGCCGGCUUCGGCUUUGCGCCACCUGGCUCGGUGCUGGCUCCAGGCAGCCGCAUGCCGUAUCCGCCCCCAACCGCGUCUCCCUUCGGAAUGAUGCAGCAGUCUGCUUUCGGUCCCGGUCCCGGUCCUGCUCUGGGCUUGAGCGGUCCUGCUCCUCUUCCUGCGCUCUCGCCCAACGACCUGACGUUUUCGAGCCUGGCAGCUCUCGGUCCGAUGCCACCAAGUUCGAUGGGACCUCCGGGAGCCCUCGGCGGUGGCGGCGCGCCGUUCGGCUCGGGAGCGUCGGGGGAUCUGCAGGACCUUGGCAAGGGAGUGCCGCUCGGCAGCCUGUCGAAGGACACGCCGCUGUACAUUGUCGAGUUCAAGCAAGGACGCACGGAUCUGUUCUUCCGCUCGCAUUCGCCGACUCAGUCGCCCUCGAUGCGCGAGGAAGAGCCCAUCCGCCGAGGCGACUUAGUGAUUGUCGAAGCGGAUCGAGGCAAGGAUCUGGGCACGGUGGUCAACGACAGCAUCACGGUGGAGCAGGUGCAAGCGUUCCUUGCGCAUCAGUCGGAUCUGACGAUUGGCGCGGCUGCAGCGCUUCAAGGCAACGGCAGCACGGGUUUGGGCGCUGGCAGCAGCCGCGACGAGACGAGCUCGAAUGCCUCGGGCAGGAGCGGGUCGCCUUCGGCCUCGUCGGCUGCGAGCGGACCGAGCAGCAGUGCGACUUCGAAUGCGAUGGCGAGUCGACCCAUGCGGACGAUCAAUCCCAAACGCCUGUUUACCAAGGCGACGGCAGCCGAUACGAGCACGCUUUACUCGAAGGCGCAGGACGAGGAGCGUGCGCUGCAGCUGUGCAUCUCGAAGGUGAUGCAGCGUGGACUGCCAAUGAGCGUGGUGGCGGCCGAGAUGCAGUGGGACCGACGCAAGCUGACGUUCUACUACACUGCGAGCAUGCGGGUCGACUUUCGCGAUCUGGUCAAGGAGCUCUUCCGCCUGUACAAGACGAGGAUCUGGAUGUGCCACCUCGGCCAUCCGAGCGGCACGGGUCUCAGCUAG
Moesziomyces antarcticus is the source of this 2907-nucleotide messenger RNA. RefSeq names its product PSP1-domain-containing protein. Gene Ontology annotation, cellular component: cytoplasm. The transcript has a single exon. Bases 1 to 2907 code for a protein of 968 amino acids. The record is from RefSeq and is a predicted model, not a curated record. Lineage: Eukaryota; Fungi; Basidiomycota; Ustilaginomycetes; Ustilaginales; Ustilaginaceae.